This is a messenger RNA of Athalia rosae (coleseed sawfly), 3083 nucleotides long. RefSeq names its product alanine--glyoxylate aminotransferase 2 homolog 1, mitochondrial. Lineage: Eukaryota; Metazoa; Arthropoda; Insecta; Hymenoptera; Athaliidae. Gene Ontology annotation, molecular function: pyridoxal phosphate binding; L-alanine:glyoxylate transaminase activity. The coding region runs from base 139 to 1659 and encodes 506 amino acids. Gene Ontology annotation, cellular component: mitochondrion. Gene Ontology annotation, biological process: glyoxylate catabolic process. The transcript is spliced from 9 exons. The record is from RefSeq and is a predicted model, not a curated record.
AAAGAUUUCGUGAUGGUCUCUUCGAUCGUCAACGAAUCGACAAUAAUGAAGUGGUUUUCCAAUGGUGAGCAGCUGAGUUGCUAUUGGAUCUUUUCAAACUCCGGUUGAAUUUACAUUUCGCAAUCAAGAUUCGUGAUAAUGGCACUCCUGAGACAAUAUUGGAAACAUGCACAAUGGAACUAUCUACGCAAGUUCAGUGCAUCACAGAUACCAGAAAUGCCAGCAUGCAACCACGAACCUUGUCCUUAUAAAGGCGAAAGCUAUGAUACAGUGAAAGCGACAACUACAUUGCACACAGCACCUUGCCAGGUACCUUUCUACAAAAAACCAUUGUUGAUACACGAAGGCUUUGGUCAGUGGCUCUGGGACCAUGAGGGAAAACGAUACCUUGAUAUGUUUGCUGGUGUUGCUACAGUAUCAGUCGGUCAUUCCCAUCCGAAAAUCAUUUCUGCUGUUCUGCAGCAAAUGAAUCGCUUAGGGCAUACAACGCCGAUCUAUAUGCAGCCUCGUCUACAAGAAUAUGUUAAAAAAUUAGUGUCAAAAAUGCCUGGUGACUUGUCAGUUGUUUACCUGGUUAAUAGUGGUUCAGAAGCAACCGAACUCGCUUUUUUAAUGGCUCGACUCUACACCGGUGCUCAUGAAAUCGUAUCAUUGAAGAAUUGCUAUCAUGGAGGUAGCCAUACGGCGGCAGCGUCCACAGCAUUGUCAACUUGGAGAUAUCCUGUGAACUCACCAUCUGGACAUAUUCAUGUUACUAAUCCUGAUGUCUAUCAUGGUCCUUGGGGAGGGUCAAGAUGUCGCGACAGUCCUAUAGCACCAGGUAACAGAAAAUGUCAGUGUACCGGUGGAACUUGCUUUGCCUCAGACAAAUACUUUGAGCAAAUAAAAGACGUUUUUAAAUUUAGCCUGCCAAAUAAUGGACGAGUUGCCGCUUUUAUUGCAGAGAGUAUCCAAGGUGUAGGUGGGACUAUACAAUUUCCAAGGUCAUAUUUAUCAAGAGUCUAUGAAUUUAUACGCUAUUAUGGGGGCGUGUGUAUUGCCGACGAGGUGCAGACUGGAUUUGGUCGUACUGGAGAAUAUUACUGGGGAUUUCAAGGCCACGGAGUUGAGCCCGAUAUUGUCACUAUGGGAAAGGGUAUUGGCAAUGGCUUUCCCAUGGGUGCUGUUGUUACGAGACCGGCUAUUGCUAACACCCUGAAGCAGGCGCUACAUUUUAAUACCUUUGGAGGAAAUCCCAUAGCAUGUUCUGUAGGCUCUGCAGUAUUGGAUAUUAUUGAAGAAGAACAGCUCCAGGAAAAUGCAUUCCAUGUUGGGACUCACUUAUUAGAAAGAUUGGGGGCAUUGCAGUUGUAUCAUCCAACAGUUAUUGGUGACGUGAGGGGAAAAGGUUUAAUGAUUGGUGUCGAGUUGGUUUGUAAUCCAGAGACCAGAGAGCCUCUGCCACCAUCUCAAAUGAUUGAAUUAUUCGAAGAAAUUAAAGACAUGGGUGUACUUGUUGGAAAAGGUGGCCUCCAUGCAAAUGUGCUGAGAAUUAAACCUCCUCUGUGCGUAACAAAAGCUGAUGCGGAUUUCACUGUAGAAGUAAUAAAUAAAGCGAUUCAGAAUCUCAAACACAGAUAUUCAUAUAAUGAGGAAUCUGUGUACUGCAAUGGUGUUUGACUACUUAAGCUUCUCAUUGUCUAACUAAACAGUCUAUCAGAUGAAAUAUUUCUGGAAGCCCGAAAAAUCGGAAUAGAUCUACUAUGCAUAGGUAUGCAUGUUUUUAUAUACUAUGUAUAUCACAACUUUGAGAAAUGUACUAAACAAUAGUUUUAUUGAUAUUCAUUUUAACACGAGGAAAAAAAUAUAUUUGAUUUUUAGUCGAAAAAAAUUUGCGUAUGAUACAAUUUGUCAAGAGAAAAAUAUCGCCAAUCAUCGUGAUACUUUUUCUUUCAAAAAUUAAUUAGUUCAGUUAUUGCAACUUCCACUGAUUAAAUCUAAUGUUGAUAAUUUUGUUCACAAUAUAAAUAAUAUCUAUGUUGAGUUCAAGAGUAAGUUUCGAGUACUAAUUAAAUUUUUUUAUAAUAAUGUAUGAUACAAUUUCAUACACUAGAUAAAUUGUUAUUUUACGCCAGUCAUAGUUUACGUUUGAGAGAGCGGUAUCUGCCUGUCAUCGUGGCAGAAUAGUUAACACUGAAGUUUGCAUCGAUUUUGGUGCGAGCAAUAACUCAGUCAGCUCCAGGAAUCGAGUCACUUCAAUGCAACUACAGUCUGUCCUUGUAAAGAAUCAUCAAUAUAUGAUCAGCUAUAUGUUGCAUACAAUAGUUAUAGCAAUUGAUAAAAAAAUAAAUAUUUUAUCGAACUAUAUUCACAAGAAAAAAUAGUCUGCAUAAAUGCACAUCCAAUUCGGUUUAAGUAAUAAUUAGGGGGGGAUACAUAUAUGGGGACUGUCAACUGAAAUAUUGUAUGAAAACCGCAUUGAAUUGUGGGUAGAAAAUUAGCGAUCACAAUAUAUUUGGAUAAUUAUACCUAGAUAAUUUGGCACGUUGAAAAAGUUCAUCAGUUCACCAUUGAUUUAAAACAGAUAUAGCGGAAUUUUACCACCAAUCUUUGUUCAAUGUUUGUAAUCGCAUUAUUUGGGUUCAAUCAAUGUUAGAUAAACAAUAACUUUGCUCUUCAUUUUCAACCACAAAUCAAUCGAGUCUUUGGCAUGAGGUUUUUAUCAGUUUGUCUACUGUUUAGAUAUCGAAAAUGCUUCAGUGGUAUCCAUUCUUAAUUCCACAUAAUUGUGUAUUACACCAAACUACUAGUAUACCAUAGUCGAGCCCUGAUCAAAAAUCAUUUUUGUUAGAAUAUUCCUUGUUUUGAUAUUAUCCUGUCGUUUUUAGGGUUUAUGCAGAGAUCAAAUUACCUCCCAUUGUUUUUAGUAUUGAUGAUCAAGCAAUGAAGUUGGAUAAAACCAUCUUUGAGUCAGGGAGAGUAUCAAGGAGAAAAUGUGGGGUAUCAGCCAUUGAUGCUAGGUCAGCUUCUAGCAAUGCUAAUUGUAAUUCUCUUCUUGCUUUUUGCACUAUAUAAACCAUAAGCGACACACCAAUGAGUAUCUG